GGCUCCUCCUCCUCCUCUUCUCGCCAUUGCAGUUGGACUCCGCAGCCCGGUGCGCACCGCGUGGCUUUUUCGGGGGGAGACCCCAGCGGGCUGUGGCAGGAGGGCGGCGGCGGCGGCGGCGGCUGCGGUCGGGGAAGCGGACGCCGAGAAGAUAGUUGAAGUGUUGGUAACGCCAGGGGACUGUUACAAUCUGAAAAGCAAAGCUUGAUUUCCAGACACUACAGGAAAAGAAGUGAAAAUGUUUUCACAUUUCCAGCGCCCAAUGCGAAUUUUUGUGAACGAUGAUCGCCACGUGAUGGCGAAGCACUCUUCAGUUUAUCCAACACAAGAGGAGCUGGAGGCUGUGCAGAACAUGGUGUCCCACGCCGAGCGGGCCCUCAAAGCCGUGUCUGACUGGAUCGACGAGCAGGAGAAAGGCAGCGGCGACCAGGCUGAAGCCGACAACGUGGACGUGCCGGCUGAGGACGAGAACAAAGAAGGGGCUGGGGAGCAGAAGACGGAGCACAUGACCAGAACCCUGCGGGGCGUCAUGCGGGUCGGCCUUGUAGCCAAGGGUCUCCUGCUCAAGGGGGACCUGGAUCUGGAGCUGGUGCUGCUCUGUAAGGAGAAGCCCACGGCGGCCCUCUUGGACAAGGUGGCUGACAACCUGGCCAUCCAGCUCGCUGCCGUGACAGAAGACAAGUAUGAGAUCCUGCAGUCUGUGGACGAUGCUGCAAUUGUGAUAAAAAACACAAAAGAGCCUCCAUUGUCCUUGACUAUCCACCUGACUUCCCCCGUGGUCAGAGAAGAGAUGGAGAAAGUAUUAGCUGGAGAAACGCUAUCAGUCAACGACCCCCCGGACGUUCUGGACAGGCAGAAAUGCCUUGCUGCCUUGGCGUCCCUGCGCCACGCCAAGUGGUUCCAGGCCAGAGCCAACGGGCUGAAGUCCUGUGUCAUUGUCAUCCGGGUCCUGAGGGACCUGUGCACCCGAGUGCCCACCUGGGGUCCUCUCAGAGGAUGGCCUCUGGAGCUCCUGUGCGAGAAGUCCAUCGGCACAGCCAACAGACCCAUGGGUGCCGGCGAGGCCCUGCGGAGGGUGCUGGAGUGCCUGGCGUCAGGCAUCGUGAUGCCAGAUGGUUCUGGCAUUUAUGACCCUUGUGAAAAAGAAGCCACUGAUGCUAUUGGGCAUCUAGACAGACAGCAACGGGAAGAUAUCACACAGAGUGCGCAGCAUGCACUGCGGCUUGCAGCGUUUGGCCAGCUCCAUAAAGUCCUGGGCAUGGACCCCCUGCCUUCCAAAUUGCCCAAGAAACCAAAGAACGAAAACCCCGUGGACUACACCGUUCAAAUCCCCCCCAGCACCACCUACGCCAUCACCCCCAUGAAGCGCCCAAUGGAAGAGGACGGGGAGGAGAAGUCGCCCAGCAAAAAGAAGAAGAAGAUUCAGAAGAAAGAGGAGAAGGCCGAGCCACCGCAGGCCAUGAACGCGCUGAUGCGGCUGAACCAGCUGAAGCCGGGGCUGCAGUACAAGCUGGUCUCGCAGACCGGCCCCGUGCACGCGCCCAUCUUCACCAUGUCCGUGGAGGUGGAUGGCAAUUCCUUUGAGGCCUCGGGGCCGUCCAAGAAGACUGCCAAGCUGCACGUGGCCGUCAAGGUGUUGCAGGACAUGGGCUUGCCCACGGGCACCGAGGGCAGGGACUCCAGCAAGGGGGAGGACUCGGCCGAGGAGACCGAGUCGAAGCCUGCGGUGGUGGCCCCGCCCCCUGUGGUCGAAGCCGUGUCCACCCCCAGCGCUGCCUUCCCCACGGAUGCCACGGCCGAGAACGUAAAACAGCAGGGGCCGAUCCUGACUAAGCAUGGCAAGAACCCAGUCAUGGAGCUGAACGAGAAGAGGCGUGGCCUCAAGUACGAGCUCAUCUCCGAGACCGGGGGCAGCCACGACAAGCGCUUCGUCAUGGAGGUGGAGGUGGACGGACAGAAGUUUCAAGGUGCUGGCUCCAACAAAAAGGUGGCAAAGGCCUACGCUGCCCUGGCAGCCCUGGAGAAGCUUUUCCCCGAUGCCCCUCUCGCCCUGGAAGCCAACAAGAAGAAGCGAGCCCCGGUCCCUGUCAGAGGCGGGCCGAAGUUUGCUGCCAAGCCGCAUAACCCUGGCUUCGGCAUGGGAGGCCCCAUGCACAACGAGGUGCCCCCGCCCCCCAACCUUCGAGGCCGGGGCCGAGGAGGGAACAUCCGCGGGCGAGGGCGAGGCAGAGGCUUUGGCGCCAACCACGGAGGCUACAUGAAUGCUGGCGCCGGGUACGGCAGCUACGGGUACGGAGGCAACUCGGCGACAGCAGGCUACAGUGACUUUUUCACAGACUGCUACGGCUAUCAUGAUUUUGGGUCUUCCUAGAGCGUCUAAAAGUAUUGCACACAAAAUCAACUUUUUACUCCAAUUUCCUCCAACUCCAAACCCACAGUGUCCGUGCCGUGUCCCUGUGCUUCACUGGGUUUCUCAACCGUGCUUUCCACCGCAGCUUGUCUGAGACUCUUACCUGCAGAACUUAAGACAAUGGCAGUUCUUAUCGUGAUUUGCCUUUGAACUUGGUCAUAUUGAAGUUCACAAUAAGUGGAAAACAGUUUUCUCAGAGAAUGUAUUUUUUGUGCAGAAUUGCACAGAAUUCUAGAGCCAGCGUUGUUCAGCAUCAAGGCAAAAGCCCACCUUUGCUUUUUAUGGAAAGCAUUACUUUAUUUAAAGAGACAGACAAUGACACAUUUUAAUCUACCUUUGUCUUAAUUUACAGCAGGUUUUGUAUGAAUUUUUAACCUUUUAACAAAUCCCCAAACCUGGUUGAUGCCUUUGACAGUGAUGCGAGCGAUUCACCACGUCUGAGUCCCAGCAGCCGGCGUUCCUUUUGUUGUGAUGAGCAUGUACCAUGUUGGGGACGCGUGGGGGACUGUACUGUGUGCUGAGUCCCCCGCCUUUUGUAAAUGCUCUGGUGGGUUCUUGUCUGGGGAUGGGACACUCGUGGCUGGUCAGCUAGAGUGAACUCUCAAAGCUCUCACAUCUGUGCUUCCAUUACUAGUGCAAGAAACAGGCUCCAAAGGGUAGACAACGUCAGAUGUUGCAAGUCCUACUCACAGCUGCAAAUGCAUGGAAUUCUAGAUGUCUCUCUCUCUCUCUCUCUUUUUUUUUUUUUUUUUUUAAGCAAGGCUUUAAAAUGCCAGCACAGAGCCUGCUGAGUUCUGCGAGGGAGCUGGCCCCCCGCAGGGCCCUGUGCCGGGUGCGCGGCUGCCACCUGCUCCCCCGAGUGCAGAGGCACCUGGAGUGAUUCUGGCUCCAUGGAGCCCCGUGUUUUCUCGUGGGAACCCUCCUUGGACACGGUGGCUUUGUCUCUGACCAGCAGAUGUCUGUGCCACAAAUCCCGCCUCUGUGUCGGACUUGCAAGAUUGAGCGUUUAUUCAGGCAAAAACCGGGCAACAUGGUUACUACACGAUCUGUUCCCAGAGGUUUGAAACAUUCAGUGAAACUUUUUAAAACUUGGAUUGCAUGAUGUAUUUUUUUUUAGAAAGUUAUUGUUUGAGAAUAAUGUCUUUUUAUACCAGGAAAUAGUUAUCCUGAAUGACGUUGAAAACUUCCCUCCCCUUUAUUUUUUUUUAAUCAAUACAUGUUAAAGUAACAA
Messenger RNA from Oryctolagus cuniculus (rabbit), 3641 nucleotides. RefSeq names its product interleukin enhancer binding factor 3 (gene ILF3). Gene Ontology annotation, biological process: RNA processing; adenosine to inosine editing. Gene Ontology annotation, cellular component: nucleolus; precatalytic spliceosome; cytoplasm. The record is from RefSeq and is a predicted model, not a curated record. Gene Ontology annotation, molecular function: double-stranded RNA binding; double-stranded RNA adenosine deaminase activity; tRNA-specific adenosine deaminase activity. Lineage: Eukaryota; Metazoa; Chordata; Mammalia; Lagomorpha; Leporidae.